Camelus dromedarius (Arabian camel) is the source of this 785-nucleotide messenger RNA. RefSeq names its product amelotin (gene AMTN). Bases 90 to 785 code for a protein of 231 amino acids. The record is from RefSeq and is a predicted model, not a curated record. Gene Ontology annotation, biological process: odontogenesis of dentin-containing tooth; positive regulation of enamel mineralization. Lineage: Eukaryota; Metazoa; Chordata; Mammalia; Artiodactyla; Camelidae. The transcript has 7 exons. Gene Ontology annotation, cellular component: cell-cell junction; basement membrane.
UUCUGUUUUUUCAAGUUCUACUUUGUCUUCAAAAGGAAAAAACAGAGCAAAAGAAUAACAGUCUUUUUGUUUCAGGUAGCAAUUUGAACAUGAAGACUACGAUUCUACUGUUUUGUCUCCUAGGAUCAACUCUGUCAUUACCAAUGCAGCUCAACCCCACUCUGGGACUUCCUCCAGCAAAGCUGGUUCCAGAUCAGGCAACACCACUAAACCAACAGCAGCCAAAUCCGGUCUUCCCUUCUUUAAGUCUAAUACCAUUGACACAGAUGCUCACACUGGGGUCAGAUCUGCAACUGCUAAAUCCUGGGGUGGCACCUGGUUCCCAGACCCUCCCACUGACCCUGGGGGGACUGAACAUGAAACAGCAACUACAACCACAGAUAUUACCAGUUAUAGUAGCACACCUUGGAGUCCAGGGUACUAUCCUAAGCUCAGAAGAAUUGCCAGCAGCCCCACAAAUCUUCACAGGCCUUAUCUUCCAUCCCUUGUUCCCUGGAGCCAUCCAGCCCACCAGUCAGGCUAAUCCAGAUGUCCAGAACGGAAUCCUUCCUGCAGCACAAGCAGGAGUAAAUUCUGCCAACCAGGGAACGCCACGGGGCCCCCUCCCAACUCCCAGUGGCACAGAUGAUGACUUUGUAGUGACCACCCCUGCAGGCAUCCAAAGGGGCACACACACUAUGGAGGAAACCACCACACCAUCGCCAAAUGGUAAAUUCUCCAAGCCGCUCAUGUGCCCCUGGGCCAUGAAAGUCAUCUGCAAAGUGGAAGGAGAGUUCUUGCCUUGA